AUGGACCAGACCUACAACAUGGUGCAGCCUGCCCUGGUCCUCAUCGACAACGCCACUGGUCAGACAGUCCCUGAGCUCACGUGGAGCUGGAAGACGAUGACGCUGCCGAACGGGCUCGCGGAAGAUUCCGAGGUGGAGCCGGGCGUCGAGCUUGUCGCUGUUCGGCCGGUGCUCUCCGACCUCCGACGUGCCAUCAUGGAACGGCGGCCCGUGGAGCUGGCGUCGGUGGCGCUGACAUCGGCCGAGAUCGAGGCCGAGUGCAAGAAGUACGGCGACGUGGUCGACGCGCAGACGACGGCUUCUCCGUGUCCUCCUGGUUGCUGCGUUGAUCAGGGUUGA
Prorocentrum cordatum is the source of this 339-nucleotide messenger RNA. NCBI's taxonomy places the organism in Eukaryota, Dinophyceae, Prorocentrales, Prorocentraceae. The record is from the annotation of a GenBank genome assembly.